Molecule: messenger RNA, 1713 nt
Organism: Penicillium egyptiacum
Lineage: Eukaryota; Fungi; Ascomycota; Eurotiomycetes; Eurotiales; Aspergillaceae
Source: the annotation of a GenBank genome assembly
AUGACUGCUGCGGGAGUCUCCCCGUCAAGCUCCCCGCGGCUUCCCAGCCCUCCUCCCUUUACUGAGGUUCAGAUUGGGCCUCAGUCGCCGUCGGUCGGCGAAUCCUUUGGCAAAGACGCAGACCUGCUUGGUGUUGCGAUUGGAGAAAACGAUGGCUCGACGCGCAGAAUCCGGCCAGGGACCAAAUCCGCCAACAUGGGCCUGCCGGUGAUUCCCCUUUCGCAGCUUAAUUCUCCAUUUCAGCUUCAGGAACACCUCAAAGCCCAGUACCAUAAGCUUGCGCCCCAGUACCCCAAGCUCAAGGAGAAGUACGAUACGCUUAUGGAGAAGUACGAUGUGCUUAUGAAGGAGUACAAUGAGUGCAAGUGCGAAGCAUCUGACAAUGCGGACCCGAAGUACGAUGUACUUAUGAAGGAGUACAAUGUGCUUAUGGAGGAGUACAAUAAGCAGAACCCAAACGAAUUUGACAAGGUGGACCCGACUAGCGAGGUUGCGACAGAGCCGACAGAACUCCCGGAGAUCGACGUUGCGAAAAAGCCAAAAAAGCCGGAGAGCGAGGUUGCGAACGAGCUGACGAAACCUCCGAAGGGAGUCGAUGAGACGGUUUGGAAAUAUGAACUGUGCCGCUUCUUCACUAUAGAAGCUAAUCGCCUCAUCGAGGGCUUUUUCGCUGAGAGCCCGCCCUGCUCGGUGCAAACUUGUCCCGAGAUGCGAGUCAACGAUUGGCAGUAUAUUUGCGCGGGCGCGGGGCACCCGAAAGCCAAAUAUUGCUGCGCAAUUGACUAUUGCUGCCAUACUCUGGAUUGGGCUAUGAACAUCCUCACCUCGAAGAAAAAAUUCCCCAGCCGACUUAGAUUGCCAGAUGAUGAGAGUACCACGAACCCCUUACAUGAUAUCUUCCGCCGCCUUUACCGCUUCUUCGCGCACGCAUGGUUCCGGCAUCCUGGUGUGUUUUCCAAGGUAGAAAAGCAUGGCGGUCUGUACGUCUUUUUCAAGACCGUUUGUGUUUACUACAACCUUAUCACGGACUACACGAUUCCCCUUAAGGCUGGAGGACCAGAUGAAGUCGCAGCAGCUCAGGAAAGGCAAGAGGCCAAGAAGAGGAAGGAAGAAUCCGAGGAAAAACCUGUCAACAGCAACAACCGUUUCACUAUUCUACGCAAGGAAGAUGAAAACUCACUUGGUACUGCUGUGGAGAGUCAGGACCCGGCGCUCGCCACUGGCGCGACCGCCCGUCGCCACAAGCACAGUCCUUCAACAGGAUCGCGGGUUACAACUAUCGCGGAGGAUGCGGAGGAUCUGGAAGAUAUUACGCCUCCGCCGCGUGAACCUCGGAAGCAAUCGCCCGAAUCAAGGCCUGUUUCUGUUUUAGAAAUACGGACUAGAGAGGAGCCUACUGAGCCACCUACUGAUGUGGGAAAGUCUUCCGAAGAGCCAGUUGAGCAAGCUCAGGAACAGCCGCCACAAGGACCCUAUGAGCAGCCAUCUGAAACUCCUGAAGGCCAGGAAAAGACUGAGCAGGUCGAGCAAAUUGAGGAGUCGGCUACAAAAACAGAAUCGUCCAUCGACAAGUAUGCUACGGAAGGCGAUGAAAAUACGACUUCCUACGAAGAGGCAACUCCAGCUGAGGAGCCCGAAGCAGAGAUUGAGGUGCCGAAAAAGCAUCCCGUUGCCCCUGAAACCAAACACGAGCCAGAGAAAGAGGACUCUUGA